Messenger RNA from Anopheles moucheti, 1424 nucleotides. RefSeq names its product L-xylulose reductase. Gene Ontology annotation, molecular function: carbonyl reductase (NADPH) activity; L-xylulose reductase (NADPH) activity. Gene Ontology annotation, biological process: xylulose metabolic process; glucose metabolic process. Lineage: Eukaryota; Metazoa; Arthropoda; Insecta; Diptera; Culicidae. The coding region runs from base 503 to 1231 and encodes 242 amino acids. The transcript is spliced from 3 exons. The record is from RefSeq and is a predicted model, not a curated record.
GGUGCUCGCGAAAGACUGACUGACGUAAAGUGCGAAGAACACCACGGAACCACAAAAGGGCUUGGAACAUUCUCACCCCCUUGAGGGAGAGAAUUAUUAUGCGUCCGGCUGAGAGGUGAAUAUAUGUUGAACAUUCAGUGUCUCACGCAUUCAAGUGGGUUCUCCUAUCAGCUUCUAGAGCUAACAGCUGAUAACACCCUCCCGGAUAGGAAGGGUGUGAGUUUUUCCGCAAACCGAGAGAGUUUGUUUUCUUUGCGCGAGCAAUUUCAUGGUGCGCAAAUGCAACAUACGCAAGCAAUAUUCGCUCGAGUUCCUUUGCAGCAUGCUGGCAAUGCAUCCUUAUUGAGAGAAGAGCGAAUCUCCAGCAAGUAACGCAUCCACUGUGCAGGGUACUUAAAUUUAAGUUGAUAAGAUUAGUUCCUGCAAGCUCGCGGACUAUUCGUUGAAGUGUCAAUACAAGUACUUUGUGCGUCUUCGUCCGGGUUGGAUUAACAUAGACGUAAUGGAUUGUUCUGUGAAGGGUAAAACUAUCGUUGUAACAGGUGCCGGACAAGGCAUCGGGAAUGACCUGUGCCGUACCCUGGAUCGUGCGGGUGCAAAGGUGAUCGCAGUGUCUCGUUCGAUAGGACCGCUGGAAGCAUUGAAGGGCGAUUGUCCACGGAUUGAAACGAUUCAGGUCGAUCUAAGCGACUGGAAACAAACCCGUACCGCAUUAGGUCCGCUCGGAAAGGUGGACGGAUUGGUAAAUAAUGCCGGUGUUGCUGUUAUCAAACCCUUUCUCGAGCUAACCGAAGAAGAUUACGAUCGCACCUUCAACAUAAAUGUAAAAGCUGCAUUUAACGUUGCUCAGAUUCUCGCUCCAAAAAUGGAUCCCGGAUCGAGCAUCGUAAACGUAUCGUCGCUCGCAGGCAUCAAGGCUAUUCACGGGCACUGUGCCUACUCCAUGUCGAAGGCGGCCAUCGAUGGGUUGACGCAAAAUCUAGCCCUUGAGCUUGGCCCUCGCAAGAUACGCGUCAAUAGCGUUAAUCCGACCGUUAUUCUGACACGUAUGGGACGGGACAAUUGGUCCGAUCCGGCCAAGGCAGAUCCGCUGAAGGCAAAAAUCCCACUCGGACGGUUCGGCGAAGUAAACGAGGUGGUGGAACCGAUCAUUUAUUUGCUUAGCGAGCGGUCCAGCUUUAUCAAUGGGCAUACACUGCCAAUUGAGGGUGGAUUUUUAGCCGGAAAUUGAGCGGUGAUCGGAUGCUGAAGAAAAUAUCCCACAAGGAACUGCGUUUGUAUGUUUUAUCAUUUGAAAUAUUCCAUUUAUUGUGUGGCAUUUGUUUUUCUAAUGUGGUAAGAGAACUCACGAAAUAAAAGCAUAAAUGGUUUACCGAUAGCUGGAUUGAGAACGAUAACUAAAGAUAGUAAAAUGAAUAUAUGUA